Molecule: messenger RNA, 1274 nt
Organism: Medicago truncatula (barrel medic)
Lineage: Eukaryota; Viridiplantae; Streptophyta; Magnoliopsida; Fabales; Fabaceae
Product: elongation factor G-2, mitochondrial
Exons: 9
Coding region: 27-1274 (415 amino acids)
Biological process (GO): mitochondrial translational elongation
Cellular component (GO): mitochondrion
Molecular function (GO): GTP binding; translation elongation factor activity; GTPase activity
Source: RefSeq, a predicted model, not a curated record
AUUCUAUCAAAACCCUACAAAUCACCAUGGCUCGUUUCUCUUUGCCGCGCCUCCUCUACUACCACUACACCGUCUCUCAUUCUUCAUCUUCCUCCUUACUCUCUGUCUCCUCCACUUUCCACCUCCGUCACUUCUCUGCGGCAUGCAUCAAGCAUUCCAAGGAGCAACAGCUACGCAACAUUUGGAUUUCGGGACUCGUCGACCCUGCCAAAUCACCCGUUUCAGAGAGGUACAUGUUAUACACUGGUCAGAUCGAAAAGAUGGAGGAGGCUAGAAAUAAAAUUCAGAGAAGAGAUGCGAGACUUUGGUGGGAUAUUCAUGAAGAGCAAUGGCUCAAUUUUAGUUAUCGUCGGAGUUCCACAAGAAAAAGUUCAUAUCCUACUCAGAUAUGUGAUUCUUUCCCUGCAGAUGUUACUUUCUUCAACUGGAAACACCAUAAGAUGAGCGUAAUUGACACACCUGAUUGUGUUGACUUCACUUCUGAGGUUGAUAAUGCUCUACGUGCCUUUGAUGCUGCCGUUUUUGUUCUGUCUAGUGUUGGUGGGAUGAACAGCCUGUCCAUUUCUGUUGAUAAGCAAAUGAUAAAAUAUCAACUUCCAAGACUUGUAUACAUCAACAAUCUUGACAACAAGGGAGCAGAUCCGUGGGAUGUUUUAAAUCAGGCAAGAUCCAAGCUUCAACAUCAUUGUGCUGCAAUCCAAGUUCCAAUAGGCUUGGAAGAUGAUUUUAAGGGACUUGUUGAUCUUGUUCAAUUAAAGGCCUACUAUUUUCAUGGAGAAAAGGUUGUUGUUGAAGAAGUUCCCGAAGAUAUGGAAGCCUUGGUGUCAGAAAAAAGGCAUGAACUCAUAAAAACUGUAUCAGAGGUAGACGAUAAACUUGCUGAAGCUUUUUGCAGCGACAAGCCCAUUUCAGCAGCUGAUCUUGAGGAAGCUGUUCGCCGGGCCACCAUAGCACGGAAAUUUAUACCAUUUUUCAUGGGCAGUGCUUUCAGAUAUAAGGGGUUACAACUACUUUUGGAUGGUGUACUUAAUUAUUUGCCGUGUCCAACUGAAGCUAGUAAUUAUGCUCUCGUCCAAUCCAAGAAUGAGGAAAAGCAUACACUUGUGGUAUUGGCUUUUACAUUGAAGAGAAAGUAUGGUCUAAUAACAUAUCUAAGAAUCUAUGAGGGUGUCAUUCGGAAGGGAGAUUUUAUUACAAAUGAUAACACUGGCAAGACGUUCAAGGUUCCUGAUUCAAUUGAGGUGCGAAAGGACGAGAUCGGGGUUAGUCUUUAG